AUGGAGCAGCAAUCACGACCUUCAUCACCGGAGCAAAAUUUGUGGAGUUCUAUCCUGAAUUCCGUUUCCUCAAGCCGGUCGAUACCAUCGGGAAAUGUUGUUGUUCUCGGGGAACCCGGCACGGGAAAGUCAACUUUGAUUAAUGCGAUCCUUCAGAAGCCUGCUAGUGUCGUACAUAACGAUGGCGAUUGGGGAGGGAAGAGCGAUUUUGCUUUAGGGUACGAAUGGGCGAACGUUAAAGACGAGAAAGACGAAGACACUUUGGCACGACUGUCCGUGUACAGUGUUCCUUCGUGUGCACACGCUUACGUCUCCCUUCUGCCUCGAUUCCUCUCUCCAAGAACAUCCUUGCCGCAUACACUUGUCCUAAUUACAAUUGAUUGGACCCGUCCAUGGACAUUCAUUCAACAACUCGAAGCAUGGUUUAACUGGAUCGAACAAUGGCUUGAUAAAGACACCUCCAGAGAAAUGAAGAUAGCAAAAGAGGAGGGGAGAGAGAGAUUGCAGUCACACCUCCAACACUACACAGAACCGUCCGCGUCUAUCAGUGGCGUAGAGCCCGUUUCCAUCGGGGCUGCGGCGCUGAACGCUACCCUCUUGCCACUGGGGCAAGGUACCCUCAUUCAUAACUCUUCUGGAAUCCCCAUUGUAGUGGUUUGUUCGAAAGCAGACCUGAUUGACAAUGAUGAUACUGGUUUGGCGGGGUUGAAAGGGCGAGGGGGGGACUGGGAAGAACGUUCGGAUACAGUAAUGCAAGUGCUGAGGACAAUUUGUCUGAAAUACGGCGCUGCACUGUUCUAUACGAGUCAACAGCCUGCCACCCUCGCAGCUUUGCGCCAGUAUAUUCUUCAUUUCUUAUUCAUUCCCCCAUCCCCUCCUGCUGGUUCUCCACCCCUAAAGUAUUCAUUUGCAUUUUCACAACGACCGAAUACGCUGGAUCGUGACCGUAUCCUUGUCCCUGCUGGUUGGGACAGUUGGGGUAAGAUAGCUGUUCUCCGGGAGGGUUUUGAUGCCACGCGCUGGGGAGAGGCAUGGGAGCGCGACAUGGAGUCAGGGGAAGCUGUCCCAGGAGGAGCCAGGGAGUUGUUCGCCUCAUUGAUUGGGGAAGAUGAGGGUGCAAAGGAGCAAAUGUUGCCACCGCUCAUUGUCACACAACCGGAGCAGACGUUCUUGGCUCAACAUUAUGAGAGCCUGUCCAAGGACCGUGAUCCUCGUCAGCAGUUCAGACAACCUGCAGCCUCUGACCCUUCUGCACAGGGUUAUUCUGCAGGCGCUGGGGUGGUGGGACCCAUGGGUAGCUCGAUUUUAGCGUUACCCAGCGUAGAGAAGGUUAUGAAAGAGCUAGAAGGGGAAGACGCAUCUUCAAGGUUGCUUCGGGCCACUGGUGCGGCAUCUCGAAGAGUAAGCCUUGGACCUUCCCUGAAGGAUAAUCGACCGCCCGCAAUACCCACUGUUCCCAACCUUGCAUUACCUUCCCUUAGUGCCAGUGUCCGAAGCUCAGCGCCGUCCAGUGCCGGGCCAGGUUCUGUUCCCCCCAGCGCCACUGGAGAUGGGCGAUCGCAGAACGAAGUUUUGCAAAACUUUUUCCAGAGUCUUCUAACGAAUCGUGCUUCUGGAAGUGGACCGUCCCCCAGGGCGCCUGCCACCGCGCUUCCAAGCGCAAACGGAUCAAGCCCAGGGGUGAAUGGGAACACCACAUCAUGA
Cantharellus anzutake is the source of this 1704-nucleotide messenger RNA. RefSeq names its product dynein light intermediate chain-domain-containing protein. The record is from RefSeq and is a predicted model, not a curated record. Gene Ontology annotation, cellular component: centrosome; cytoplasmic dynein complex. Bases 1 to 1704 code for a protein of 567 amino acids. Gene Ontology annotation, molecular function: dynein heavy chain binding. Lineage: Eukaryota; Fungi; Basidiomycota; Agaricomycetes; Cantharellales; Hydnaceae. The transcript has 6 exons. Gene Ontology annotation, biological process: microtubule cytoskeleton organization; microtubule-based movement.